Messenger RNA from Anolis sagrei ordinatus, 6697 nucleotides. NCBI's taxonomy places the organism in Eukaryota, Metazoa, Chordata, Lepidosauria, Squamata, Anolidae. The record is from RefSeq and is a predicted model, not a curated record.
UCCUUCCUGCCCGGCCGGAAGUGGCCGGCCUUCUUUGCCUCAGUCGGGGGAAGGAGGCGGGAAGGGAGGACGCCGACUGGUGUGUCUCCGCGGAGCAGGGAGGGAAGCCUGGUUCAGCGAGAGGAUGGGCCCGGUUUCGUGUGACGCCUUCCCCUGAGCUCCCGCCUUGGUCCUUUCCAAGCACAACGACUUGGCUCCAGGACUUCCUGACCGGCUGCUAUUUUAGCACCUCUGUGGUUCUCUCUCUGACCAAUAUGGCCCCUUCCCUCACUUUCCGAUAACGCACCCAGGGCAGCAUGCCAGAGACUGGGCAUGUGCCAGGAUGAGUCUGAACGACGCCGGCGGCGAGAGCGCAGCCGCCUACACGCUGUGCAUUUGCCCCCAGCUCUCUGCGGAAAGUGCGGCCUGCUGCCGGGUGACGGCAACAAAGGAGAGCACUGCCGGCGAUGUCAUCCAGGAUGCGGUCAGCUGCUUGGGAUUGGACGCAGCGAAGCAUUACGUGCUGGUGGAGGUGAAGGAGUGCGGGGGAGAGGAGUGGGUGCUGGAUGGGAAUGACUCCCCUGUCCAGAGGGUGCUGCUGUGGCCCCGCCGGGCCCAGGAGGCCCACCACCCGCCACAGGAUGGCUACUACUUCCUCUUGCAAGAACGCAACGCCGAUGGGAGCAUCAAGUACGUCCGCGCACCGCUGCCCUUGGAGGAGAAGGUGGUGCGGGAGAAGGAGGCCCGGCGCCUGGUGGAGCGGGGCUUCCUUCCUUGGACGCAGGAGGACUUUAACGAUCUCUGCAACCUGCCCAACCUGACGGAAGCCACCUUGCUUGAGAACCUUCAGAGGCGUUUCCUGAAGCAGAAGAUCUACACCUACGCUGGCAGCAUCCUUGUGGCCCUCAACCCUUUCAAGUUCCUGCCCAUCUACAACCCCAAGUACGUCCAGAUGUAUGAGGGCCACCAGCUGGGAAAGCUGGAGCCUCAUAUAUUUGCCAUCGCCGACGUGGCCUACCACGCCAUGCUGAAGAAGCACCGCAACCAAUGCAUCGUCAUUUCUGGGGAGAGCGGGUCUGGCAAGACCCAGAGCACCAACUUCCUGAUCCACUGCCUGACUGCCUUGAGCCAGAAGGGCUACGCCAGUGGCGUUGAGAGGACAAUUUUGGGAGCUGGACCAGUGCUAGAGGCGUUUGGGAAUGCGAAGACGGCCCAUAACAACAACUCCAGCCGCUUUGGGAAAUUCAUCCAGGUCAACUAUUUGGAAAACGGCAUUGUCCGAGGGGCCGUGGUUGAAAAGUAUCUGCUCGAAAAAUCUCGCCUGGUGUCACGGGAAAAAAACGAAAGGAACUACCAUGUUUUUUACUACCUGCUGCUUGGUGUCAGUGCGGAGGAGCGCAAGGAAUUCCACCUCAAGCAGCCAGAAGACUAUUUCUACCUCAAUCAGCAUAACUUGAAAAUCGAAGACGGGGAAGACCUCCAGCACGAUUUCGAACGGUUAAAGCAAGCCAUGGAGAUGGUUGGUUUCCUUCCUGCCACAAAGAAGCAGAUCUUUUCUGUGCUGUCUGCCAUCCUUUACCUGGGGAACAUCACCUACAAGAAGAGGCCGGCUGGCCGGGACGAGGGCCUCGAGGUGGGCCCCCCACAAGUCCUGGACAUCCUCUCCGAGCUUCUCAAGGUGAAACGUGAAAUCCUGGUGGAGGUCUUGACAAAGAGAAAAACGGUGACGGCGAAUGACAAACUCAUCCUCCCCUACAGCCUCAAUGAGGCCAUCACCGCCCGUGACUCCAUGGCCAAGUCUCUCUACAGUGCGCUCUUCGACUGGAUCGUCCUGCGCAUUAACCACGCGUUGCUCAACAAGAAAGACAUGGAGGAGUCUGUCAUGUGCCUUUCCAUCGGCGUCCUCGACAUUUUCGGCUUUGAAGAUUUCAAGACCAACAGCUUUGAGCAGUUCUGUAUCAACUACGCCAAUGAACAGCUGCAGUAUUACUUCAAUCAGCACAUUUUCAAGCUUGAACAGGAGGAGUAUCAGAGCGAAGGGAUUUCCUGGCACAACAUUGACUACACCGACAACGUGGCCUGUAUCCACCUGAUCAGCAAGAAGCCCACAGGUCUCUUCUAUCUGCUGGACGAGGAGAGCAACUUCCCACAUGCCACCAGCGAGACCCUCCUGGCCAAGUUCAAGCAGCAGCACGAGGACAACAAGUUCUUCAUCGGGACCCCUGUCCUGGAGCCCGCCUUCAUCAUCCAGCACUUUGCAGGCAAAGUCAAAUACCAGAUCAAGGACUUCCGGGAGAAGAAUAUGGACUACAUGCGGCCGGACAUUGUGGCCUUGCUGCGGAGCAGUGACAGUGCCUACGUGCGCGAACUCAUCGGCAUGGACCCUGUGGCCGUUUUCCGUUGGGCCACCUUGCGGGCCGCCAUCCGCUCCAUGGCCGUCUUUGCUGAAGCUGGGCGCCAGAGGGCCCAGAGGACAGCAGGGGUGGUACGACACGGACCAAGGAUACCUCUGGGCGAGCUCCAGCCAGCCAACACUCCAGUCGAGAGAGUUUACCGCGGCUCAGUGCUUGAUUUCUCGUUUGAUUGCUCUGAGGAUUUUGAUAUAAACGCUUUCGAGGACAUCAUUGCUUCGUAUGAGAGCAAGAAGAAAAGCCGAGGUACGAAGCAAAAGCAGAUCAUCCCAAAGAAUCUGCUGGACUCCAAGUCCCUGAAGCUGAUUGUGAGCAUGACGCUCCAUGACCGGACCACGAAAUCCCUCCUCCACCUACAUAAGAAGAAGAAGCCCCCCAGCAUCAGUGCGCAGUUCCAGACUUCCCUCAACAAGCUGCUGGAGACGCUGGGCAGAGCCGAGCCCUUCUUCAUCCGCUGCAUCCGGUCCAACUCGGAGAAGAGAGAGUUGUUUUUUGAUGAACGACUAGUGCUCCAGCAACUGCGGUACACAGGAAUGCUGGAAACUGUGCGGAUCCGACAAUCCGGCUACAGUGCCAAAUUCCACUUCAAGGAUUUUGUUGACCAGUUCCAAGUGCUGCUACCCAAGAAUGCCAAGGCUUCCAAGGAGGAGAUCCGUCCCCUGUUGACCAGGCUGCAGCUGGACCCCAACAGCUACCAAAUUGGAAAGACCAAGGUAUUCAUGAAGGAGGCGGCUCGACAGGUGCUGCAGGACACCCUCCACAAAGAGGUCAUCCGCAAGAUCGUUGUCCUUCAGAGCUGGCUGCGGAUGGUGCUGGAACGCAGGCGCUUCCUCCGCAUGCUUCAGGCGGCCCUCACUUUGCAGGCUUGCUGGCGCUCCUAUCGCAUCCGGAGGGCCUUGGAGAAGGAGAACGCCGCUGUCUACAUCCAAUCAACCUGGCGGGGAUACAGGCAGCGAAAGUCUUUCCGGCAGUGCAAGCAGAGGAUUUGCCUCCUCCAAGCUCUGGCCCGGGGACGCCUCCAGCGCAAGAGGUUCCAUCAAAUGGUUGCUGAUAAGAAACGCAAAGAAGAAGAAGAGGAGAAAGAAAGGCGGCGCUGUCAUGGGAAAGAGAAUGGACUGGAUGAGCACGAGGAGCCCAUUUUGGAGGGGGCGCUCCCUGCGGAGCCUGAGGGGAAGCGGGCGGAGGCGGAGGGCAGUGGCAGCAACGCGAUGGAGAACGAGGAAGCAGGAAAGCAGUCCUCUCGUCCCUCGCAGAACAGCAGCAGGGAGAAGCGGGAAUCCCGCCGGCAGCGGGGACUGGAGCACAACCAACUACAGAACAAACACGUGGCCUUUCCCUUCGAGGAGCAACCCGGUGGGGAAGGGGGUUCACUUGGCGAGGAAGCAAAGGAAGGAAGCGUCCAAGAGUUUUCUACGAAUGUGGCAAAGGGGGCAGUCGACUCCCCCAAAAGGGCAGAGGGCAGACCAGAUCCCCUCCCUCUGAAUGGUGGUGACCCUUGGAUCCCCAUCAUGCCCCCAGCAUCGAGAGGGGAACACGGCCCCGAGAGAGAGGACCCCGGGAGGGGGCACAGCCCCAAGAUCCGGGGCAGCCAAAGCUUCACCUGCCCUGAACGGCCCACGGAUUUGGCUCUGAACCUGCCAAGCAGCCUCUCCACCAGCCAGAGCUUCCGCGGCCACAGCGACAGCGGGAAACCUUGGGCGGCCAAGGAGGCCGGCAGCCCACCCACAUUCUUAAUCCAGCGCUACCAGGACGACCCGGAGAAGCUGCGGGACAAGCGGGAGCGCUGGAAGGGGAAGCGGCAGCAGGGCGGCGGGCAGGGCGGAGGGGCGCUCAGCCAGUCCUUGGACGAGAAGAGCAGUGGGCAGAAGAGCCCCUCUUCGCCUCCGCAGCUGAUAAAGAAAGAGAUGGCGUCUUCCUUGGACGACAUCCCCCGGAUCACCUUGUCUGCCUCCACCAGCCAGCAGUCUUCAGCAGACACAACAGAGGGUGACAGGAGUCACAAAAAGCAGCCACGAAAAGCUGGGGAGCCCCUCCUUGGCCCCGAAGCGACCAGCCCUACGUCGGUACCUGGCCAACAAGGGGAUGCCAAACCCACCUUCAAGAGCCCCUUGCGGAGACUCCUGGGGAAGAAACCCGACAAAAAAAACCUGAAGGAAGAGCCUUCAGAGGAGAGUGACGCCUUGCCACUGUUCUCUUGUGUGCUGCCAAUGGAGGCGACCAUGGUGCAGAAGGCGGCAGAAGCUCCCUCUGGCCUUCCCCAACGGCUGCAGUCGGAGGAGCGGCCAGCCAAAGAAAGCGGCAAAGCCAAGCGGAGCCGCACCAUUAAGAUCAGCAAAGCCAAAACCGCACCAGAGAAGUGGCGAGCCCCCUUCCUGCGGGACAUCACCAAUGCCAACGAGCUGAAAUACCUGGACGAGUUCCUUCUGAACAAGAUCAACGAUGUCCACUCCAAAGAGUCUGCUGUCGAAUGCUUGUUUUUCGAAGCCACCGAGAAGUUCCGGGGGAACAUCAAGACCAUGUAUUCUGCUCCAAAUGGCCAGAUCCAUGUUGGCUACCAAGACCUGAUGGAGAACUACCAGCUCCUGGUGGUCAACAUGGCCAAGCAGAGGGAGGGGAAGGAUGUCAAGCUGGUCUUGAACCUCUUCCAGUCCCUCCUGGAUGAAUUCGCUCGCAGCUACGCCAAGAAGGAGGAACCGGAGCCGCCAAAGCCCAGCAAGGGCCACAAGAAGAAGAGGAAACAGGAGCGGGUGAUCGAGGAGCUGAAUGGCCAUGUUUUUGUGAGCUACCAGGUCAACAUCCUGCAGUCCUGCGAACAGUGCUGCUCCUACAUUUGGCCCAUGGAGAAGGCCUGCCUGUGCAGAAUCUGUAAGCUGACUUGCCACAAGAAGUGUUUGCCCAGGAUCCAAAGCGGAUGCACCUCCUCGACAGCAAAGAAGGGAGACCACGAGGCCGAUCCCCGCCACUUCGGGGUAUGCGUGAGUGUCUUGACCAGCGAGAAGAAUGCAGUCCCUGUCGUGAUGGAGAAGCUGCUGGAAUACGUGGAGAUGCACGGCCUGUACACGGAGGGCAUCUACCGCAAGUCGGGCUCCGCAAACCGCAUGAGGGAGCUGAAGCAGUCCUUGCAGGCGGACCCAAACAAGGUGCGCUUGGAGAACUACCCCAUCCACACCAUCACUGGGAUUUUGAAGCAGUGGCUGCGGGAGUUGCCAGACCCACUCAUGACCUUUGCUCAGUACAGUGACUUCCUCCGGGCUGUAGAACUCCCGGGGAAGCAAGAACAGCUCUGUGCCAUUUACAGCGCCCUUGAGCAGCUCCCACGGGCCAACCAUGACACUCUGGAGCGGCUCAUUUUCCACCUGGUCAAAGUGGCCCUGCUGGAGGAGAUCAACCGCAUGUCGCCCAACGCCCUGGCCAUUGUCUUCGCCCCCUGCCUCCUGCGCUGCCCGGACAACUCUGACCCCCUCACCAGCAUGAAGGAGGUCUCCAAAACUACCAUAUGCGUUGAAAUGGUCAUUAAGGAGCAGAUGAGGAAAUACAAGCUGAAAAUGGAGGAGAUUUGCCAGCUGGAGGCAGCCGAGAGCAUUGCCUUCCGACGGCUUUCGCUGCUGCGGCAGAACACGCUCUGGCCCGUUAAACUGGGGUUUUCGUCUCCCCGCGAGGGAGCACGGAACAAAAGCAGUCCCCAAAGCACUGUUUCCGAUGGCAGCAGCUCUGUUCCCAAACUGGGUUUCCUCCCUGAGGAGGAAGAGGAGGCCGACAAUCGGGAGAAGGAGCUCUUGAUGGAACGGAUCCAGUCUCUGAAGGAGGAGAAGGAGGACAUCACGUACCGUCUGCCGGAGCUGGACCAGCGGGGCUCUGACGAGGAGAACCUCGACUCAGAGACAUCGGCCAGCACUGAGAGCCUCCUGGAAGAGCGUGCAGGAUGACCAGGCUCCAGAGGAAGAGGGAAGCAUCCCUAGCCUUUCGGUGCCUUGUUUUCUCCGACUGGGAUCUGCCGCGAAGGGCUCCCCUUCCUCACAAGGGACCAAAACACUGACAGAAACGCCAAGACAAGAGGACCAGAGGGAUGGCUGGCUCCUUCCGCCAAAAGCAACCGUGACCGUCAUUUUGGGAUCUUGCUCCCUCCCAAUUGUGCCUUCCCUUGCCUUUCUUCGCGGUACACUGCCCGAAUUCUCACCCUGGUUUACAAGGACUUAAAACUCUGCAGCUUUGUCAUUGCCGUUCCACAAAGACCAAAAAAUACGAGUUUGUAUCGAUGUUUAUAAUUAAAGCAAUGCACUUUUUGGGGGGCAAAUCCGUCCCAAGAA